This is a messenger RNA of Coniophora puteana RWD-64-598 SS2, 522 nucleotides long. RefSeq lists its product as uncharacterized. The transcript has a single exon. NCBI's taxonomy places the organism in Eukaryota, Fungi, Basidiomycota, Agaricomycetes, Boletales, Coniophoraceae. The coding region runs from base 1 to 522 and encodes 173 amino acids. The record is from RefSeq and is a predicted model, not a curated record.
AUGGACGAUCGCCAGAAACUCAAGGACGGUAAGGGAAAUCUUGUCACUGGCCGCCAGGGCUGGAAGCUCCCCAACACGUAUACGAACCUCGUUGAAGCAUGCCUCGCUCUUGAGAGCUCGUCGAAGUUCCAGCCUAUGAAAGGCGGUAAGGCGCUGGAUGCUUCCGGCAGGCCCGAACAACUCGGUUUGUGGAUCAAUCGUGGACGUAACCCGUUGUAUCGUCCUUCCAUUGCGGACCUUGACAGGUAUGCAAGCACCUGGUGGGGUUGGUGGGCUCGCCUCCAGCCGGAAUGGCGUAACAUCGACACACCGUCAGGGACGACGGCUAUCCAGCUCCCGCGUGAGGACGGUGUUUGGUCUGGGCUUGACAAGCCAGGAAUAAACGGCUUCGUAUCCGUCGUCGUCUCACUCAAAUGGUGGGCUGCGGAGACAUCCGACGCAUACACGGACCCUCGAUGGACCGCCGCUGUGGACGAUGUGUGCUGGGUCAUGAACUCUAUCGCUAAAUCCCGAUCUCAGUAA